Molecule: messenger RNA, 6554 nt
Organism: Dicentrarchus labrax (European seabass)
Lineage: Eukaryota; Metazoa; Chordata; Actinopteri; Moronidae
Gene: dgki
Product: diacylglycerol kinase, iota
Exons: 34
Coding region: 230-3145 (971 amino acids)
Biological process (GO): diacylglycerol metabolic process; regulation of synaptic transmission, glutamatergic; lipid phosphorylation
Cellular component (GO): nucleus
Molecular function (GO): protein binding; ATP-dependent diacylglycerol kinase activity
Source: RefSeq, a predicted model, not a curated record
CAGUGAGGGCUCGCGACUGCAGUUCGGUCUGACGUCCGGGCGGCUGCGCGUGCUGCCGAACCUGGCUGCGGUAUAUAAAAGCGGCCGGAGAUUCCAACGGUCGACCCGCUGAGAACCGUUCAAUCCUCCCGCCACCGGCACCGUCCCGUCCCCCGCUCCCUCCCUCACACACACGGUCCAGGCAGGGGAGACAGGAGGCGCGGGGGUCCAGUGCGAGGACCCGACCAGCAUGGACCCCCAAGCGAAGGACAGAACCAACCCGGCGACGACGGGGGGCUUCAGCGGGCGUCUGGCCUCUCUGGGAGCCGACGGAGGCGACUCGGAGUCCGGCGCCGGCUCGGAGGAGGCUGCGGUGGGCUGCUGCAGCGACACAUUCAGCAGCCUGCCCGACAUGGAGAAGGAGACUCUGGAGGAGAAAUUAAGAGGACUGGCGUUCAGAAAGCAGACCUCGUAUCGGAAAGCGAUCUCCCGGUCGGGCCUCCAGCACCUCGGCCCGCCACAACCCUCGCUGCCACCUGUGUCCAACGGGCCCAACAAGGAUCUCCGGACCUUCGUGGACUGGACGGAGAACGCGGUGAACGGGGAUCACCUGUGGAUGGAGACGAGUUGUUCAGGAGAGCUCUGUUACCUCGGAGAGGACACCUGCCUCCUGAAGACCGCAAAGUCGGCCCCCAGGAGGAAAUGUGCUGCCUGUAAGAUCGUUGUUCACACUGGCUGCAUAGAGCAACUAGAAAAGAUUAACUUCCGAUGUAAGCCAACCUUCAGAGAGGGAGGAUCCCGCUGCCUCAGAGAUCAGAACAUACUGAGACACCACUGGGUUCACAGACGGAGGCAGGAGGGGAAAUGUAGACAGUGUGGAAAGAGUUUCCAACAGAAGUUCUUCCACAGUAAAGAAAUCAUCGCCAUCAGUUGUUCCUGGUGUAAACAGGCUUUCCACAAUAAGGUGACGUGUUUCAUGCUGCACCAGAUUGAGGAGCCCUGUUCACUGGGGGCCCACGCUGGAGUCAUAGUCCCCCCGUCCUGGAUCAUCAAAGUCAGGAAACCACAGAGCUCCCUGAAGAACUCUGCCAGGAGGAAAAAGCGGACGUCUUUCAAACGAAGGACAAGCAAGAAGGGACUGGAUGAGUCUAAAUGGCGUCCGUUCAUGUUGAAGCCCCUCCCUUCGCCUCUAAUGAAGCCCAUCUUGGUUUUUGUUAAUCCCAAGAGUGGAGGCAACCAGGGUGCCAAGGUGUUACAGAUGUUCAUGUGGAUCUUGAACCCUCGACAAGUCUUUGACCUGUCACAGGGCGGACUGCGAGAGGCGUUGGAGUUGUAUCGGAAAGUGCCAAAUCUGAGGAUCCUCGCCUGCGGAGGGGACGGCACGGUGGGGUGGAUCCUGUCCACUCUCGAUGAGCUGCAGAUGAACCCCCAGCCUCCGGUCGCUGUUCUUCCUCUGGGAACAGGAAAUGACCUCGCCAGGACGCUCAACUGGGGUGGGGGUUACACAGACGAGCCGGUGUCCAAGGUUUUAUGUCACGUGGAGGACGGUUCGGUGGUACAGCUGGACAGGUGGAACCUGCUCGUGGAGAACAGUGCUGUGCAGCCAGAGGAGGGCACGCAGAAGCUGCCUCUCAACGUGUUCAAUAACUACUUCAGCCUGGGCUUCGACGCUCACGUCACCCUGGAGUUCCACGAGUCCCGAGAGGCCAACCCAGAAAAGUUUAACAGUCGCUUCCGCAACAAGAUGUUCUAUGCAGGAGCUGCAUUCUCAGAUUUCCUCCAGAGGAGCUCCAGGGAUUUGUCCAAGCACGUCAGAGUGGUGUGUGACGGUACCGACUUAACCCCUAAGAUCCAGGAGCUGAAAUUCCAGUGCAUUGUGUUUCUGAACAUUCCCAGGUACUGUGCUGGCACCAUGCCGUGGGGAAACACAGGUGACCACCGGGACUUUGAACCGCAGCGCCAUGACGACGGCUGCAUCGAGGUUAUCGGCUUCACCAUGGCCUCGCUGGCGGCGCUACAGGUCGGCGGUCACGGAGAGAGAUUGCACCAGUGCAGAGAGGUCAUCCUCACUACCUUCAAGACUGUACCUGUCCAGGUGGACGGUGAGCCCUGUCGAUUGGCUCCCUCCACUCUCCGCAUCUCCCUUCGAAAUCAGGCCAACAUGGUCCAGAAGAGCAAGAGACGCACCUCUGUGCCCCUGCUCAACGAUAUUCAGAAGGUGUGUGCAGCUGAUCUGCGCCGCCUCUCUGCUCCCCCAGACUCCUUCUCUGUUCCUCACGCGGUUCCAGAUCGUCUGCGUCUCCGAGUGAACCGGAUCAGCCUCCAGGAGUACGACCGGCUGCAGUACGACAAAGAGCGGCUACGAGACAUCUCCAUCCCAGUCGGCAUCGUGGUGGUGAGGGGCGACUGUGACCUGGAGACAUGCAGACUCUAUAUUGACAGACUACAAGAGGACUUACACCAGGCGCCAUCUACUGGCCACAGAGUGCACUAUCAGGAUGAGAACAGAGGAGUCCCCAGGACCAGUUCAACCAGUAGACUCUCUCCCAACUGGAGCUUCUUGGACUCCACGUCAGCUGAUCGCUUCUAUCGCAUCGACAAGGCUCAGGAGCACCUCCACUUUGUGACAGAAAUCUGCCAGGACGAGGUUUUUAUCCUGGACCACGAGGGGCCGGUGGUGAGCCAGGGAGCUUCUACGGGGAUGCCCGAUCUGGUUGUGGAACCAACCACUGGCACUUCUUUGACAUCCGAUGAACAAGUGCUGCUGACGGCUGCCAGCUCUGGGGAUCUCUCUAUGCUGUUGGAGUGCGUUCGUCGAGGCGUCAGCUUGUUGGUCAGAGACUCUGGAGGUUGUUCGGCCUUACAUAAAGCCGCCCAGAACGGACACACGGAGCUGGUCAGCUACAUCCUGCAGCAGGGCUCCAAGGUGCUCCUGGACUUGACAGACAGAGAGAAAGGAGACACCGCGUUGCACAAAGCAGCCUCAGAGAAGCAGCACGCUGUGUGUCGGUUGCUGGUGGAGGCAGGGGCGUCGCUGCAGAAGACCAACUUCCAGGGGAAGACACCGGCGGACCAAGCGGAGGGAGACUCUGAGCUCGCCACCUACCUGAGCGCCCAGCAGCACACGUCCUCGACCACCCGCGAAGACUUGGAGACGGCUGUCUGAGCCGCACACACACACGCACACACGCACACAUGCACACACACACACACACACACACACACACACACACACACACAGACGAACCUGCGAGAGGAAACGUGUACAAAAAGAAAAGUGGAUUUGAACCUGCGGACGGAGAGAAAGGAACCGGAGGAGCGACUCACAGCGCCACUGCAGUGGAGAUUUUAAUGCUCGACUAUUUAUUUGUAUUUAUUUAUUCAUAUUCUAUUUAUUGGUUGUGCUGAUUGAUCGAUUGACUGAGUGAUUGAUUGUAUCGGUUCAGGAUGCAAGUGCACUUUGAGCAGCCGUCGCGAGGUCGUUACAGAGCGGGAAGGCUUCGAUGUUUACCCCAUAAAACCUGUGUGCCAAAGACAUUGCACUGAUAGUGUCAUAUCUGCCCCCCCCAGGAAGGAUCCUCACAGUGGUCUCACUCUCUCACCCCCCCCAGGAAGGAUCCUCACAGUGGUCUCACUCUCUACACUGAGAGGCUGAAUUUGGUUCUUAAACUCUAACAGUGUUUAUUUGAGGCUCAGUUCGCCCUCAGCAAUCAUCAGUAUCCUGUUCUUACUGCGAGUCCACCAGGUUGCUGCUGUUGGUGCUCAGUGCUGAUUAUUGAUGAUUAUUGAUGAUUAUUGAUGAUAUCUAUGUUCUCAUAGCAAACGUACAGAUUUAGUUUCAUUGGUGUUGUAGUGGGGAAAAAAGUCAGAAAAGAAUAUGGAUAGAAAAAUCUUUCUUAAAGUAUUAAUGAGGAUAUUUAAUAUUAGUUUAUAUUACAGUCUUAUAAUAUAAAAUGAUAUCAAAUAACCAAACCGAUGAUAAAACUCCUCUGACUGCUUCACUGGGACAUAAAUAUCUAAUGGAGGUCAUACAACAGUACAGACAGACGGUGGCCAGAAGGAAGGACAAACACCUGAUUCACAGCUUCAGACAGAUAAAUAAUCACAAUAAGACUCAACUCAAAUAUUAAUAUUAAUAUUGAUCUCAGAAUGGAUAUUAAUCCGUUAACCAACAGAAAAUCAGUCUCAACUAUUUUGCCUUUUGUGUUUUUGUAAAAAUGCCAAAACUUCACAGUUUCAGCCUCAUUGAAAUAUUUACUGUUUUUUUUACUCUUUUAUGAUCAUAAAUAUCUUUAUCUGAUCGGUGAUCAGAGAUGGAUUAAUGUAGAAAGUAAUAAAGAUAAAUCAAUAAUGGGAAUAAUCUUUGGUUGCAGCUCGAAUUCACAGCGUAACACGACUAAAUCCACCACCACAAUCAGACCACAAUCAGACCACAAUCAGACCACAAAGAAAACCAACAGGAGUUCCACCAUAAAUCCCUGUGCAGCUGUUAUUGAUCCUUAUUGAUCGUUAUUGAUCAGCAGGUUGACUCACAGCAGACUCUGUUAAAAAAAAAAACAGUUUUAAAGCUUAAUCACUGACCCAUAACAUUCACCCUUUCACAGUGGGACAGUGUGUGUGUCCGGUACUCCCCCCCCCCAACCAGGCUCUCCACAUGCAGCUUGUGUGUGUGUGUGUGUGUGUGUGUGUGUGUGUGUGUGUGUGUGUGUGUGUGUGUGUGAGAGAGAGAGAUAAUAUUCCCCAUUCCAUAUCAAAUCUGAAGAGAAGAAGCUUCAAUCUGUUUUCUGUGCAGCUACAGAACUACAGACUGUGUGUGUGUGUCUGUGUGUGUUACUGUGUGUGUGUGUGUGCGUGUGUGUCUGUGUGUGUUACUGUGUGUGUGUGUGUGUGUGCGCGCGCAGCAUUUAUCCAAGAAGAGAAGAAGAAUCUGAGCCAUAUUCAAUGCAAUAUGAGUCUUAUUGUUUGCAUUGUCUCUCAGUGGUUUACAUUACAUUAAUGUUUUUACCGUAGUCGAGCGUUGAGCACCGAGGAGCAUCGAAUGUGCAAUCUUACUUCAGUGCUGGUUGGGGAUAGGAUUGUCUCGUUGUUUUUAUUGUUGUUGUUGUUAUGUUGUUGUUGUUGUUGUUGUUGUUGUGUAUGUCAGUGGAUUGAACUCAAACAACCCUGUGAGCUCUCUUCUGAUCAAACCUGUCAGUGAACAUAGAAAGUAGGAACCGCUCUCCCGAGUGUUUGUGGGGAAACAUUUGUCGGACGGAGCCGUCGUCAGAAGUCUGGCACUCAGUUCACUCAAACACGUGUUUAUGAAUCAUUCCUUCGGUUUCUGUUUGUGGUUUUUAUUCCACAGUAAAGCUGCAGGAGGCCGAGCAGCGAGCAUUCAUUCACUCAAGGUGCACUUACUGUAAAUCUCCCAGAGCUCUCAGCAGCUCUUCACUGACGUCAGAAGGUUUAAAGGAAGAGGAUGUUGAGUUCAACUGUCGGAGGGAAUCAUGAUCCUUUUUAUACAAAGUGCUCCCAUGAAGUCAAAAGAGAUUUUAAUUUCCGACAGUGACAAACAGUCUUUUAACGAUUUUAACAAGCUAGCUAAUCUAUAUCUACAUCUGAUAGCCACUGUUAGCUCAGUUACAGAAACAUUCCUGAUUAAAUACUUUUACUAGAUCUUUUCUUUUCUUGGUACAAAUAGCAGAAUGAAGUCAGUGUCACUUAAAAUAAGUAAAAGCAGUUUAAUGAAGAAUGUUUGUGACUUAUAAAACACCAGUUUGUUUUUCUUUGUAAUCGGUGCGAACACUUUAACGUUAAAUGAACGGAUCUGGUUUUAAUCAGGACGUUGAACCAUCCUGAUAUUCAGCUCCAACGUUAUUAAAGGUCCACUUACUACAUUUCUUCCAGAGCUUUCAGCAGCAUUUCAUAGAAACCUGAGCGGGUUAUUUCUGUGUAAUAUUUGUGCUGCCGGACUCCUGCGACGGCUCGCGCUGUGAGCCGACACCGAGACCUUCCUCUGAGCGUCUGCAGACGAGCAACAGACCGACUGUGUAAAUGAACUCUUUUAUGACUGUCGUAAUAAGCUAGGCCCGCUCUGAAUGACGUGCACACACGCUUCUUAUCACUCUUUCUAUUGAGUAGAAACUUUGUAUUAAACUGUGUCUCUCAUCAGCGUUUGGUUCUGCAUGGCGUUUUUCUAACCUUGGGAUUAUUUUCUGGCAUUAUUGUUGUUUAAAUAUUAAAUUAUUCUAGUUUUAAAGGAUUUCUACCUGAGUUUCCUCUUAGGUUGGACAUGUGUUGGUGUUUUUGUUUCUUUUGCUUUUGUAUUUCUUAUUUUUCUGCUGCUGCUGACGAUGAUGAUGAUGAUGAUGAUGAUGAUGAUGGGAUUACUUGAAGUUUGUUGUUUCGUUUCAUUUUAAAGAUGUUGCUGUAGUUUUGCCUCUGAACUUAUUUCCUAACUGAGUGACUGUUGGGGAAACCUGAGUUACUAAACUGAGGAGUUUCCUCUUUCUGAAACCAUCGACUGAUGAAGAACUCACUUCUUCACUUGUUAAUGUAAAUUUAAACAUUCAGAUAUAAAAAUAGUGAACACACAA